AUGAGUUAUUACGGUCAUCACACUUUUCAUGGCAGAAAACUAACAGAUCAAGAGCGAACAAGGGUGUUAGAAUUUCAAGAAUCUAUUCAUUAUUCACCACGUUAUUCAGAUGAUACUCACGAAUAUAGACAUGUUAUGUUACCAAAGGCAAUGUUAAAAGUUAUACCAUCCGAUUAUUUUAAUGGAGAAACUGGUACAUUACGUUUAUUAACUGAAGAUGAAUGGCGUGGAUUAGGUAUCACCCAAUCCUUGGGUUGGGUUCAUUACGAGUGCCAUGCGCCGGAACCACAUAUUCUAUUAUUUAAAAGGCCUAUUAACUUUGAAGCUGAACUACAUGCCCAACAAGCUGCAGCUGCAGCUGCCCUACAACACCAUCAACAACAGCAACAGCAACAACAACAAUAA
Saccharomycodes ludwigii is the source of this 405-nucleotide messenger RNA. It is a transcript of the gene CKS1, whose product is annotated as cyclin-dependent protein kinase regulatory subunit CKS1. Gene Ontology annotation, molecular function: cyclin-dependent protein serine/threonine kinase activator activity; ubiquitin binding; histone binding. The transcript has a single exon. Gene Ontology annotation, cellular component: SCF ubiquitin ligase complex; cyclin-dependent protein kinase holoenzyme complex. Lineage: Eukaryota; Fungi; Ascomycota; Saccharomycetes; Saccharomycodales; Saccharomycodaceae. The record is from RefSeq and is a predicted model, not a curated record. Bases 1 to 405 code for a protein of 134 amino acids. Gene Ontology annotation, biological process: regulation of mitotic cell cycle.